Messenger RNA from Tupaia belangeri chinensis (Chinese tree shrew), 2132 nucleotides. RefSeq names its product alpha-L-fucosidase 1 (gene FUCA1). Gene Ontology annotation, cellular component: lysosome. Bases 129 to 1544 code for a protein of 471 amino acids. Gene Ontology annotation, molecular function: alpha-L-fucosidase activity. NCBI's taxonomy places the organism in Eukaryota, Metazoa, Chordata, Mammalia, Scandentia, Tupaiidae. Gene Ontology annotation, biological process: glycoside catabolic process; fucose metabolic process. The transcript has 8 exons. The record is from RefSeq and is a predicted model, not a curated record.
GCUCGGUAGCCGCGCAGUCUGGGCUGACACGCCCCUUUUUCCUCCGAGCCAAUCGUUGGCCGGAGUGGGCGGAGCCGCGCCUCGUCACCGGCGUGAUAAGAGGCGGCGGUGGAGACGCGGAAGCAGCGAUGCGGGAGCUGCGGCCUUGGCAAUGGGCGGUACGGGCAGCGCGGCACCUGCUGCUGCUGCUGCUGUCGGUGCUGUUCCUCGGGGAGGCUGGAUCGACGCUCCGGACUCAGCCUCCGCGGCGCUACACACCCGACUGGCAGAGCCUGGACUCCCGGCCGCUGCCAGCCUGGUUCGACGAGGCCAAGUUCGGGGUGUUUGUGCACUGGGGCGUGUUCUCGGUGCCCGCCUGGGGUAGCGAGUGGUUCUGGUGGCACUGGCAGGGCGAGAGGCUGCCCCGGUACGAGCUCUUUGUGCACGAGAACUACCCGCCCGGCUUCAGCUACGCCGACUUCGGGCCACAGUUCACGGCGCGCUUCUUCCACCCGGACCAGUGGGCCGACCUCUUCCAGGCAGCCGGGGCCAAGUACGUGGUCCUGACCACAAAGCACCACGAAGGCUUCACGAACUGGCCGAGCCCUGUGUCUUGGAACUGGAACUCUCAGGACCUGGGUCCUCACCGUGACUUGGUUGGUGAGUUGGGCACAGCUGUCCGCAAGAGGAACUUACGCUAUGGGCUCUACCACUCGCUCCUAGAGUGGUUCCAUCCCCUCUACCUGCUUGAUAAGAAAAAUGGCUUCAAAACACAGAAUUUUGUCAGCGCAAAAACAAUGCCAGAGCUGUACGACCUCGUUACCAGAUACAAGCCUGAUCUGAUCUGGUCCGACGGGGAGUGGGAAAGCCCUGACACGUACUGGAAUUCCACGGAGUUUCUCUCCUGGCUCUACAACGAUAGCCCCGUCAAGGACAAGGUGGUGGUAAAUGACCGGUGGGGCCAGAACUGUCCCUGUCACCACGGAGGGUACUACAACUGUCAAGACAAAUUCAAGCCAGAGAGCUUGCCGGAUCACAAGUGGGAGAUGUGCACGAGCAUCGACAAGAUGUCCUGGGGCUACCGCCGCGACAUGACCGUCAGCCACAUUAUGAACGAGUCUGAGAUCAUCUCGGAACUGGUUCAGACGGUAAGUCUGGGGGGCAAUUACCUCCUGAACAUCGGACCCACUAAAGAUGGACUGAUCAUGCCCAUCUUCCAAGAAAGGCUUCUCGCUGUUGGGAAGUGGCUGAGCAUCAGUGGGGAGGCCAUCUACGCCUCCAGACCGUGGAGGGUGCAGAAGGAGAACAACACAAAAGCUGUGUGGUACACCUCAAAAGGACUAGCAGUUUAUGCCAUUUUUAUGCAUUGGCCAGAAAAUGGAGUCUUGACUCUUGAGGCCCCCAUAACCACCUCCACGACAAAGGUAACGAUGCUCGGAGUCCAAGGACCGCUAAAGUGGACCGUAGGUCUGAAAGGAGGCCUCCUCGUCUCUCUGCCCCGGUGGGCCCCCUCUGCUCUCCCGGUGGAGUUUGCCUGGACUGUGAAGCUGACGGGAGUGAAGUAGCCAUCGGAGGUGAAGGGGAGAAGAACACCUCUGCCGUACGCUGCUCUCGUUUUCCUCUUUCAGAACCAUCACUGUAAUAAACUAACUUCUCUUCCCUACUCAGGGGUGGCUUUUCCAACACACUGACAUCAAAGGGACUUAGUGCCAUCCACCGAGGUCUUGCUGGGUCAGAGAUCCGAGGUCACCGGUAGCCUGUCCUUCCCUGUGAAAGGAGGGACUGAGCUCACCCAUUCCUGUAUUCAGGAAGCACCUGCAGGAGAAACUGCCAUCCGGAGUUGAUAACUACUGCUUAUCAGGACUUUAAAACAUAAGCCCAAGCACCUGCUGCCUGCCGGGGGAGGUGGGAAGGUUUGGCAAGCUGGUGUGGUUUCUCACCAAAGCUUCUCCCACAAAGGGCCGAGAGCCUGGAGGAGAGGGAACUGACCAGCUAGCCAGUGAAGGGUCAGCACCUCAGAAGUCCCCAGGCAAACUGAGAGCUCUGAAAUUCACUCUGUUUACAGCGGAACUAUUAAGACAAUGUGACUCUUCCCUGGCUUUUAAACAGUGAUCAAAAAUAAAUGUGUAUGUCAAAUGAUUUCUAACAAAAAA